This is a messenger RNA of Botrytis fragariae, 2526 nucleotides long. RefSeq names its product putative allantoate transport protein. Gene Ontology annotation, cellular component: membrane. Bases 1 to 2526 code for a protein of 841 amino acids. Lineage: Eukaryota; Fungi; Ascomycota; Leotiomycetes; Helotiales; Sclerotiniaceae. The record is from RefSeq and is a predicted model, not a curated record. Gene Ontology annotation, molecular function: transmembrane transporter activity. The transcript is spliced from 7 exons. Gene Ontology annotation, biological process: transmembrane transport.
AUGAAUUCUCCCAUUGAAGCUGGAGCUGCGGAGGAGAAGCAGGUAUCGUCAGAGCCUCCAAGAAUUCAAGAUGGCCCUACUUUACCAUCUGCCGACCAGGACAAAGAUAUCGCUAUCGCUGUGGUGGGAGAGCAUCGUCAUGAAAUUGACCCCGUGGUAGAAGCUCGAGUCGUUCGAAAGAUAGAUCGAUAUUUGGUCCCUGCGAUGUUCAUUGGAUAUGGGCUUGUUUAUUAUGAUAAGGCAAUUUUAGGAUCCGCAGUCCUCUUUGGCAUGACGACUGAUCUAUCUCUAUCCAUCACCAAUACCAAUGUGACCCCUCAUACUACAGAUACCUCUCGUCUUAGUUGGGCAACAUCGCUUUUUUACUUUGGCAUGUUGGCGGGUUUAUACCCAAUGUCAUUUGCAUUGCAAAGAUUUAAUAUGGGUAGGAUCAUAGGAAUCGUGGUAUGCUUGUGGGCCUUGAUCUGCAUGUGCACAGCUGCUGUAACAAAUUGGCGCGGUCUAUAUGCACAAAGGUUCUUCCUUGGUUUUGUCGAAAGUAUCAUCCCAACUGGAUUCAUGUGUAUAAUCAGUUCCUUUUACACACAAUCCGAACAAUCUUUGAGACAGAGUUGGUGGUUUUCCUCAACUGGGGCUUUUACCAUUAUUGGAGGUGCACUGAAUUAUGGAUUUGGACAAAUCGAUGGUGGAGAUCUUAAAAGAUGGCAGUACAUUUAUUUGCUUGCCGGUUCUCUUACUUUCCUUUUCGGAAUUUGUUGUUUCUUCGUACCAGAUUCCCCAAUCUCAGCUUGGUUUCUUACGACAGAUGAGCGUAUGGUUGCUACGGAACGUCUAAGAUAUGGUCAAACCGGAAUUCGCUGUACAAAGUUCAAGUGGUAUCAGAUCAAGGAAUCUUUGCUUGAUAUCAAAGUAUGGCUCGUCGCUAUCAUGAUGGCUUCCGCUUACACUGUCAACGGAGCAGUCAGUGGUUUUGGUCCUCUCAUCGUUUCUACUUUUGGGUAUUCGACCCUAGAUUCUAUUCUAUUCCAAUUCCCUCUUGGGGCAAUAUGUUUGAUCUUCAUCUUACUCACUGGUUAUCUUUCAUCACAUAUUCCAAAUAUACGAAUCAUCCUCCUCGUUAUUUGUUGUCUGCCAGUCAUCGCUGGAUGUGCAAUGAUAUGGAAGAGUUCUUGGCAUCAUCAUGCAGCUACACCAGUUGUCGGGUAUACUAUAAUUGGAUUUUUUGGUCCUGUAGUGAGCUUGAUCAUCACGAUUGGUAUGGCCAAUGUCGCAGGUCAAACCAAAAAGUGUUUCAUGGCAGCGACUAUUUUUGUGGCAUAUUGUGUUGGUAAUAUCGUAGGACCUCAAUUGAUCAUAUCACAAACGAAGUCGAGACAUUAUCCAGAACUCUGGUUAGGAUUAAUCAUUUGUUAUUGCAUUACAAUUAUAGCAGCAGUGGUGUUGUAUGCUGUGCUGACUAGAGAAAACCGCAAGAGAGCAUUAAUGGAAUUAGAUCAAGUACUAUCAGCAAACAUGGGUGUAGAAACACAAGCAAAGACUAAGAUACCCAUUGUCUUGGGUGCAAUGACAUUCGGGAAGCCUGGCGUCAUGCAAACCCGAGUCCAUGAUCUUAAAGAUGUCUCUUCUAUGAUUGAUAUCUUUCAGUCACAUGGUCACAAUGAAAUAGACACUGCCCGCGUCUACGGCCUGGGUUCAUCAGAAGAGUAUCUGGGCCAACUUCAACCCUCAUACACUGACCGUGGUAUCAUUAUGGCUACCAAACUCUAUCCUAACAACAUGACUGGGUUCAAGAUCACGCAUUCAGCGGAUGAUCUCAGACUUCACUUGGACAAAAGUUUGAAAGCCUUAGGUGUUGAAAAAGUCGAUCUUUUUUAUCUACAUGGACCAGAUAGAAGCGUUUCUUACGAGGAGACAUUUGCCAUGUGCGAUGUUUUGUACAAGGAAGGAAAAUUUAGUAGGUUGGGUGUUAGUAAUUACAUGUCUUGGGAGGUUGCACACAUUCAAGAAAUUUGCAUCAAAAAUAACUGGAUUUGUCCUUCAGUAUACCAAGGUGUAUACAAUACCAUUCAGCGCUCCAUCGAACCAGAGCUCCUUCCCUGUCUUCAUAAAUACAACAUGUCUUUCUACGCCUUCAACCCUAUCGCCGGCGGCUACCUCACUUCACGCUACCAUCGCAACCAGGAAUCCGUCGAAGCAACCUCUCGUUUCGAUGAUUCGCAUUUGCAGGGUAAAAUGUAUAGGCAAAGAUACUGGAAUGAUACCAUGUUUGACGCGUUGGAUAUCAUCAGAGAAGCGGCGAAGAAGGAGGGAUCAACGGAGAGCGAAUGUGCAUUGAGAUGGUUGGUACAUCAUAGCGGACUUGAGGCGGAGAGAGAGGACAAGAUUAUUAUUGGAGCAAGCAGCGAGAAACAUUUAAGAGAAAAUUUGGUGGAUCUGGAGAAAGGACCAUUGUCGAAGGAGAUUCUUGAAGCAUUGGAUAAGGCGUGGGCUAAGACUAAAGCGGUAGCUGGUGCUUAUUUCCAUUAG